Molecule: messenger RNA, 1200 nt
Organism: Cyphellophora europaea CBS 101466
Lineage: Eukaryota; Fungi; Ascomycota; Eurotiomycetes; Chaetothyriales; Cyphellophoraceae
Exons: 2
Coding region: 1-1200 (399 amino acids)
Molecular function (GO): O-methyltransferase activity
Source: RefSeq, a predicted model, not a curated record
AUGGCAGCCAAUGGUUCCGUCGAUAAAGCUCUUGCGGAGGCUAAGGCCCUCGUCGCUGCUCUCGAAUCUCACGACGGUACCCCUGCAAGUCACCUCGCUCUGCUGAAGCGCACCGAUAACAUUCGCUGGGCACUUGAGGAGCCCUCCGACAUCAUCACUCGAUGGCUGGACAAUACCGGCGCCUUGUCCGCUGCUUACAUUUUGACUCGCAUUGGCGCAUUCAAGGAAAUCUCUACUGAUGGGACUGGCGUUCCCGCCAGCGCCAUCGCCAAGAACUGCAACGUCGAUGUGUCUGUUGUCACACGGACUAUACGUCUUCUCAUCACCCAGGGAAUAUUCACGGAGACUGGCGUUAACGAGUACACCCAUAACUCGCUGUCCCUCGCCUUUGCCUCAGACUUUCUCAGGGGCUUCAUUUCUAUGCUGGGUGACAUGGUCAAAACAUGGUCUGCGUUUCCUGAGUAUGUCAAGGCACACAAGCCCGACGACAUCUAUGAUCUCAAAAAGAGCCCCUUCGCAUUUGCUGCGGGCCAUGAGGGCAAGACGUACUACGAGGUGAUCGAUCUUGACCCCGAGGAGCGCCAUCUCUGGAAUAUUGUACUCUCAAUGCUAGAGAAGAGCUACCCGAUCCUUGGCAUGUUUCCGUUCAAGGAGAUGGAGCAGGAGGUCACAAGCCAUCCAGAUCGACCCUUUAUAGUCGACGUUGGAGGUGGUCGUGGCCAGGUGCUUCACGCAGUGCAGAAAGAGUGUGGGGGUUCCUUUGGCGCAGAGCUCAUUCUUCAGGAUCUCCCAGUAGUCAUCGACUCGUUGAAACCCGAGGAGACUACAGGGAUCCGGCCCAUGGCGUAUGAUAUCUUCACGCCACAACCAAUCAAGAAUGCCCACAUCUAUUUCAUGCGCCGCCUCCUCCAUGACUUUUACAACCCAGUCGUUGUCGAGAUCCUCAAGAACACCAUUCCGGCCAUGGGUCCUUCUUCGCGCCUCAUCGUCUGUGAUAUGAUUAUUCCAGAACGGACGCAAGCUGGUGUAGACACAGCACUGUAUACGAUGGACUUCUCUCUCCUGACUGUCAGCGGUCAAGAAAGGACCCUGGACGAAUUCAAGGCCAUUUUCGAUGAGGUUGGCCUAGAGUUGAUCAAAGUCUAUCCUUCUGGUAUCGGGCAGACCGCCAUGCUGGAGACGCGGCUCAAGAGUCGGUAG